This is a messenger RNA of Lampris incognitus (smalleye Pacific opah), 3931 nucleotides long. RefSeq names its product phosphorylated CTD interacting factor 1 (gene pcif1). The transcript is spliced from 16 exons. The record is from RefSeq and is a predicted model, not a curated record. NCBI's taxonomy places the organism in Eukaryota, Metazoa, Chordata, Actinopteri, Lampriformes, Lampridae. Bases 104 to 2281 code for a protein of 725 amino acids. Gene Ontology annotation, molecular function: mRNA (2'-O-methyladenosine-N6-)-methyltransferase activity; RNA polymerase II C-terminal domain binding. Gene Ontology annotation, cellular component: nucleus.
CGGGGAGGGAGAGGGAGAGGCAGAGCAGACGGAAACAGCCGGAGCCCACGUCCAGUCAAAACAAAGUCAGGCAAGAUUGAUGUUAUACUGAUGAACAGCAGAGAUGUCCAAUGACAGCCAUGGAUCUGCAAAGGGGGAGGCGGCCAUGACCCUGUCUCCCUCUGGCUCUGCCUCCUCUCAGGGAUCACCUCUCUCUCCUUCCACUUCCUCCAAACCGCAGGAGCUACCAGAGGAGUUGGUGCAAGCUGGCUGGUGUAAAUGUUGGUCCAAGAGAGAGAACCGUCCAUAUUAUUUUAACCGUUUCACCAACCAGUCCCUGUGGGAGAUGCCUGUCCUGGGUCAGCACGACGUAAUUUCUGACCCAUUAGGUCUUAAUGCAGCACCAGCAGUGGGUGGAGAUGGUAAUCUAGGCAAUGGCCAGAGGAAGAGACGGGUAUCUGAGGAACAGGCCGCGGGACCUAACAGUUUUAAACGGCCCAAGGUUGAGCCCACCACUCCCAUUUCUCCCAGCACCCCAGGGGUGAAGCCCUGGAGUUCAGCCCCAGAGGACAGACAGAGCCAAUUAGCAACCGCCACCACCCCUAGCUCUGCCCCUACCCCGUACAGACCAGCCAUAAUCUACUGGGACCUGGACAUCCAAACCAAUGCUGUGAUCAGAGAGAGACCCCCCGCACCACACCUGCCCCCCCAUCCAGAGAUUGAACUGCAGAGAGCUCAGCUGGUCACCAAACUACGUCAGCACUACCAUGAACUCUGCCACCAGAGAGAAGGUAUUGACCCACCUAGGGAGUCUUUUAACCGCUGGCUAUUGGAGAGGAAAGUGAUUGAUAAAGGUCAUGACCCCCUGCUGCCCAGUGACUGUGAUCCUGUGAUCUCCCCAUCCAUGUUUAGAGAGAUCAUGAAUGACAUCCCCAUAAGGUUGUCACGCAUCAAGUAUAAGGAGGAAGCCAGGAAGCUGCUUUUUAAAUAUGCUGAAGCUGCCAAGAAGAUGAUAGACUCCAGGAAUGCCAGUCCAGACAGCCGCAAAGUGGUGAAGUGGAAUGCUGAGGACACCAUGAACUGGCUACGCCGUGACCACUCUGCUAGUAAGGAGGACUACAUGGACCGUUUGGACCACCUCAGGCAGCAGUGUGGUCCUCAUGUGACAGCCGUAGCGAAAGACUCAGUGGAGGGAAUUUGCUCCAAGAUCUUCCACAUCUCAGCAGAGUACAGCAGGAGACUGCGACUGGCCCACCUUGCCCUGCUGAGAGACUGCAACAUCCCCGAAGUGUCGGAGCAGGCAGAGGUACAGGACCGGUUGGUUUAUUGUUAUCCUGUAAGGUUGGUCCUACAGUCGGCCCCUCAGCCACGUGUUGAGCUCCACUUUGAGAACGAGAUUGCCUGCUUACGCUUCAAAGGAGAGAUGGUCAAAGUAAAUAGGGGCCAUUUCAGUAAACUGGAGCUGUUGUAUCGAUACAGUUGUAUUGAUGACCCUCGCUUUGAGAAGUUCCUCUCCAGAGUGUGGUGCCUCAUCAAGAGAUACCAGGUAAUGUUUGGCAGUGGCGUUAAUGAAGGAACGGGACUCCAGGGGGCGCUGCCUGUUUCUGUUUUUGAAGCGUUAAACAAACAGUUUGGAGUUUCCUUUGAGUGCUUUGCUUCUCCUCUCAACUGUUACUUCAAACAGUUCUGCUCGGCCUUCCCGGACAUAGACUGCUUCUUCGGAUCAAGAGGACCCUUCCUGGAUUUCUCCACUGUCAGCGGGUCCUUUGAGGCCAAUCCUCCAUUUUGUGAGGAGCUGAUGGAUGCCAUGGUAACGCACUUUGAGGAUCUGUUGGAGCGUUCCAGUGAGCCCUUAUCAUUUAUUGUGUUUGUGCCGGAGUGGCGUGACCCCGUGACCCCAGCCCUCAGCAGGAUGGAGGGGAGCCGCUUCCUGCGCCAGCAGCUCAGUGUACCAGCCUACGAACAUGAGUACCGCUCUGGUAGUCAACACAUCUGCAAGAGGGAGGAGAUGUACUACAAGGCCGUCCAUGGCACCGCCGUGCUCUUUCUGCAGAACGCCGCCGGCUUCACCAAAUGGGAGCCCACAGCCGAGCGCCUAGCUGAGCUGCUGUCAGCCUACCGCACCUCCUCUUCUCGCUCCUCCUCACUCUCUUCCCCAGGCCCCUCCCCCGUUACCCCGGGAGACAAAGACUCCACCUCAAAAAUACCCGAGAGGACUGCGAGCACAGAGUCUGCUGGUAGCCACGACAACAACAACAACAACAGUAGCAGCAGUCCAGGAUGCAAGAUAACUGGCGUUUAGGAGAGGACAACAGGGUUCCCUCUGACGUGUGUGUGUGUGUGUGUGUGUGUGUGUGUGUGUGUGUGUGUGUGUGUGUGUGUGAGAGAGAGAGAGAGAGAGAAAAUCUGUCUUGUUGGGUUUUGGAAAUGGAGGUUUAUCAGCAUCGUCCUCAUCGUUUUAGAAACGGCAGCACUGAUAUGUUCUUUAUGAAACAGCUUGGGGGCUUAACUGAACUGUACUGAAACCAAUGGCAGAACCAAUCACUUCACUGACAGUCUGCAUCCCCAACAGUCUCUAGCUCUGUGGCUGACAUACCCUCUGACUCCCCUGUGACCUCUGACCCCCAGAGAAAUUAAAUAGAUUCAGUCAAAGCUAAAAAAGACUAGCUUUGACUGAAUCCAAUUUCCUUUCGGGGAGGAAUAAAGGGAUUCUGAUUCUUUGACUGAUGUUAUCUGCAAAUAGCACACACACACACACACACACAUUUCCAACGGCGCUAUAGUGGUUGAAGGUGGAGCUAAAUUUAAUUGCAGAUGUUGCUAGGCAACGUGUGUGGGGGGGCAUUAAGAGUGUUUUCAUUAUUUAUGAAGACAAGGCCUCCUUCGAUCAAACACAGAACAGUUUAGAAGUACACGUGUGAGGAAGUGAAUGUUGACAUCCUGUGUGUUGGGCAUUCUGCUCUGCCUGAAGGGGCACCAGAGCUGCAGCAGUAAGGCUCAGGACUGAUCUGUAUUGUGUGGUCCAUGACCCAUUACCCUUUCUGUUACUGACAGUCCCACCUUCUGGCUCUGCCACUGGAGACCCUGGGGGUCAGAGGCAUGCACUGGUUUCUGAUUGGUCCCCUGAUCUAGAGGGGACUGCUGUGAUUGGAGGAUUAAGCAGCUGUUGUUUUUGGCAGAUGUGCAGACAUGUGUGGUCUUAUGCGGUCACUGACAUUUUGUCCAUGAGUUAAACUGGAAGACUGUUGAUAAAAUCCAUCCCCCUGGUAGACCUGCUGCCACCCACCUUCUUCUGGGUGUCCAGCUGACAUGAGUUCCAGUAUGUUUUCAUAAAGCUGGCCCCCAGAGCUGACAUGAGCACCAGUAUGUUUUCAUAAAGCUGGCUCCCAGAGCUGACAUGAGCACCAGUAUGUUUUCAUAAAGCUGGCUUACAUGAGCAGCAGUAUGUUCUCAUAAAGCUGGCCCCCAGAGCUGACAUGAGCACCAGUAUGUUUUCAUAAAGCUAGCUGACAUGAGCACCAGCAUGUUUUCAUAAAGCUGGCCCCCAGAGCUGACAUGAGCACCAGUAUGUUUUCAUAAAGCUGGCCCCCAGAGCUGACAUGGGCACCAGUAUGUAUUCAUAAAACUGGCCUCCAGAGCCGACAUGAGCAGCAGUAUGUUUUCAUAAAGCUGGCCCCCAGAGCUGACAUGAGCACCAGUAUGUUUUCAUAAAGCUGGCCCCCAGAGCUGAUAUGAGCACCAGUAUGUGUUCAUAAAGCUGGCUCCCAGAGCUGACAUGAGCACCAGUAUGUUUUCAUAAAGCUGGCUGACAUGAGCAGCAGUAUGUUUUCAUAAAGCUGGCUCCCAGAGCUGACAUGAGCACCAGUGUGUUUUCACUGUGGUUCAACUCAGGAUAGUUUCUAGUUGACUGAGGCAUGCUAGUGGUGCUCGCUGGUUCCCUUCUGUCAGUUUC